Messenger RNA from Carya illinoinensis, 1192 nucleotides. Its product is annotated as zinc finger protein BRUTUS-like. Gene Ontology annotation, molecular function: zinc ion binding; ubiquitin protein ligase activity. Gene Ontology annotation, cellular component: nucleus. The coding region runs from base 150 to 881 and encodes 243 amino acids. Gene Ontology annotation, biological process: protein ubiquitination; ubiquitin-dependent protein catabolic process. The transcript has 7 exons. Lineage: Eukaryota; Viridiplantae; Streptophyta; Magnoliopsida; Fagales; Juglandaceae. The record is from RefSeq and is a predicted model, not a curated record.
GUAGCCGUUUGUCUGUGGAAAAAAAGGAAGGUUGCUCAGCGAAUAAUUGGCACUACAGGCGCGGAUCGAGGGCAUUAAACUGUUCCUCGCUAGCUAGCUGUUGGAUUAACCGGGAUCCAAGAAGAAAAGAAAAUCCUAUUCAAAAUCCAAUGGCCGGGCGGAUAGCUUCUCAGCAAAACUUCCCACCGGCGACAGCAGGUGAAGGUUUUGGUGAAGAUGAUGUACUUGGAUUUUCUCCAUCAUUUCGUGAUCCGGAGAACCAGGUAUUUGGGUGUGAGCAUUACAAAAGAAACUGCAAGAUCCGUGCUGCUUGCUGCGGCAAGUUGUAUACAUGCAGGUUUUGCCAUGACAAAAGCAGUGACCAUUCGAUGGAUAGGAAAGCUACUGCUGAAAUGAUGUGUAUGCGCUGCCUGAAAAUCCAGCCUCUAGGACCGGUUUGCUCGACUCCCUCCUGUGGUGAACUCUCAAUGGCAAAGUACUAUUGCAGUACUUGCAAGUUUUUUGAUGAUGAAAGGGCAGUUUAUCAUUGCCCUUUCUGCAAUAUAUGCCGUGUAGGGAAGGGUCUUGGAACAGACUAUUUCCAUUGCAUGACAUGCAAUUGUUGCCUCUCGACGAAGGUGGUGGAUCAUGACUGCGUGGAGAAUUGUUUGAAAACGACAUGUCCUGUCUGUUCUGAAUUCAUGUUCACAUCCUCGACAAGUGUCAGAAUUCUUCCUUGUGGCCAUUGUAUACAUGCAGCUUGCUUCAAGGAUUACAAGACUCGCAGCCACAUGAACACCUGCCCAAACUGUAUCGAACCUUCUGGAGAUGAGGGGACCAAGCCAAAACCUCCAAAAAACAGAAAAGGAAACAAACCCAAUAUCGGUGAUUCCCGAUUAUGAAUUAUGAUGCGAUGCUGUCAGCACUCGUGAGAUCUCAAGCGUCGAUUAAUAAGAAAGUACGUAGCGAUGCAGACGCAGCAGCUUAUACGACGGAGACAGAAGAACACACAGAAAUAGAGUCGUCAAGAGUACUGUUUUUAUUUUCAGAACAUGCAAUACUGCUUUUACGCAUAUUAUAUAUAAGGAUUCGGAUUCCGGGAAAAUCUUCUUAUAAGUAGAAUUUGUGCACUAAUUCCUGCAUCGAUAUUAAUAUAUAAAGUAUAUGUUUAAACACACGAUGUGAAUUGAAGAUAAAAAUAAUUUUUAUGAGA